Biomphalaria glabrata is the source of this 16219-nucleotide messenger RNA. RefSeq lists its product as uncharacterized. The coding region runs from base 102 to 14978 and encodes 4958 amino acids. NCBI's taxonomy places the organism in Eukaryota, Metazoa, Mollusca, Gastropoda, Planorbidae. Gene Ontology annotation, molecular function: protein binding; calcium channel activity; calcium ion binding. The transcript is spliced from 84 exons. Gene Ontology annotation, biological process: detection of mechanical stimulus. Gene Ontology annotation, cellular component: membrane. The record is from RefSeq and is a predicted model, not a curated record.
AUAACACUGAAGUCAACAUUGGCGAGACCGUAGUCAUCACGGCUAAUGUCACAUCGGGUAAAGGAGUAACUUUUGAUUUGAAGCUGUAUUUUCCGGACAACAUGAACGAAACGAUUAAGGAGUUAAUAACAGAUAAAAGUGCAAGAUUCUCUUUCCCCGCCUUGCUCGAAGGCAAUUACAGCCUGGCGAUAUCAGCGACCUCUAUGUGUGGAGAGACACUGACACAAACUAUACAGUUGUUUGUAAGCCAAACUGUGGAUAAAACAACACAAUAUAGCCUGUGUAAUGGUAGCAAGACAGUUCAAAAUUUAAUUGAAUCCUCAUUGAUGGAACCUAUAUGUGUUAAAGCUUGGACUGAUGAUCAGAGCACUUUAACAGAACUUACCAUAGAUUUGACAUCUGAUAGCAACAUUGGAUACAUAUCUAUAAACAAAAAUAUUUCAGAAAUAUCCAAAGAUGUGACUUCAGAUAUUAGAGACCAGAUCUCUAGUGGAAACCAAAUCAUCCUGAUUGUUCUACAAUGUUUUCAAAACAACAGUGAAGGAUCUCAAUUUACCUUCAAUGAAAGUGUUUACAUAUUACAUAAUGUUAACAACACAUUGGAUGUUGGCCUUUAUAUAGAGAAUAAUUAUCCAUUAGAUGUUUAUCUUGAGCUGUCCAUGGCAACAAAUAAUCCCAAAAUACAUAUUCCGGCUUACAGUUACAAGGACAUACAUUUUGGAAAUGAUUUGAUUUAUAAUGGUUUGACACAAUUUAGUUUUAAGAUGAACACAAGUAAAGAAAUGUGGAACAAAACAUUCAACUUGUUCUUCAAAGAAAGAUUGUUUGAUCUUGAUGUAGAUUACACAGAGAUUGUGGAAAUAGGCAAUGAAUACAUUCUUACAGCCAGUGUAUUCUCUGGCGAAGUUUUAAACAUUGAUUUUAAAAUUUUAACACCUGAUGAUGAUAAAGCUUUUAUAAGAACAAAUUCCACAAGAAAGCUAACCAACAAUAAUAUGGAACAGAUUUUAUUCAAACCAAGCAUCGAGUCAAAUUACACAAUACUUGUUAUGGCUGAUUCUUUUUGUAAAGAAAAUGUGACAAAAAUCAUAAUAGUCUCAGCUAUUUUUCAAGAGCUGUGUCCAAGAUUAACACAGUCUGAUAGUGAUGCAUUUCUUCUAGAUUCAAGUGAUAUCAAUGAGCCAGUUUGUGUUAGAGACUGGAGUGAUGGACAGAUCUCUUUAUAUCAAAUCAACAUAGAUUUAACUUCUGAAAAUAUUGGUGGUUAUGUCAAUGCAAGUAAUGAUAAAAACAGAGUCAUGAAUGAAUUGAUGUUGCGUUUAGAUGAUCAUAAUUUUCAUAACUUUGGAGAAAAUCAAGCUAUUUUGAUGAUUGUUCUGGCAUGCUAUCAGAACAACAGUGAAAGAUCUCUGUUAACCUUUAAUGAAAGUGUUUACAUAUUGCUUAGUGUCAACAAUACAUUGGAUAAUGUCAUUUAUAUUGAGAAUACUUAUCCACUAGAUGUUUAUCUUGAGCUGUCCAAUGAAACAAGUAAUCACCAAAUACAUAUUCCAGCUCACAGUUACAAGGACAUACAUUUUGGAAAUGCCUUCAUUUAUGAUGGUUUGGCACAAUUUAGUUUUAAGAUGAACACAAGUAAAGAAAUGUGGAAUAAAACAUUCAACUUGAUCUUUAAAGAAAGAUUGUUUGAUCUUGUCGUAGACUACAAAGAGAUUGUUGAAAUAGGCAAAGAAUACAAUCUUACAGCCACUGUAUUCUCUGGCAAAGAUUUAAAUAUAGAUUUUAUAAUUUUAACACCAAAUGAUGAUGCAGCUUUGAUUAGAGUAAAUAACACAAGAAACUUAACUGACAGCAAGAUGGAUCAGAUUUUAUUCAAUCCUAGCAUUGAGUCAAAUUACACGAUACUUGUUAUGGCUGAUUCUUUUUGUAAAGAAAAUUUGACAAAAGUCAUAAUAAUCUCAGCUGUUUUCCCAGAGCUGUGUCCGAGGUCAACAAAGUCUGAUACUGAUGCAAGUGAUUUUAAUGAGCCAGUUUGUGUUAGAGACUGGAGUGAUGAACAGAUCUCUUUAUAUGAAAUCAACAUAGAUUUAACCUCUGAAAAUAUUGGUGGUUAUUUGAAUGCAAGUAAUGAUAAAAACAGAGUCAUGAAUGAAUUGAUGUUGCAUUUAGACGAUCAUGAUUUUCAUAAGUUUGGAGAAAACAAAUCUAUUCUGAUGAUUGUGUUGUCUUGUUUUCAAAAUGUCAACCAAGCAAGCAACACAUCCGUCUUUAAUGAAAGUGUCUACAUAUUGCACAAUAUCACAGAUACAACCAAAAAUGUGAUUUUCAUUAGAAACACAUACUUAGUCAAUGUUUCAGUUGAACUGACAAAUGAAACAGGAUUGGAGAAUAUAUUUGUCCCAGCUGGUGGUUUAAUUUCUUUCAUUCUUGGAGAUGCUUAUAGUUUGAAUGCCUCAAACAUCUUAAACUUUCAAGUGAACUCAAGUCAUCAGAUCCUUACUAAGUCUAUCAAUUUAAUUUAUAAUGAAGAAUUAUUCAACCUUGAUGUAGACCACUCUGAUCUGGUGUUAGUUUACAAAGAGUACACAAUUACUGCUACAGUGCUAUCUGGAACUAAUGUUACAAUAGAUUUCAAAAUGCUAUCACCCAAUGACAUUACAAUUAUGAAAAAAGACAGAAUGUCAAGCAACUCCAGCAGCACCAAGAUGAGUCAGAUCUUAUUCAGACCCCCAAUUGAGUCUAAUUACACAUUACUUGUUCAGGCUGUUUCAUUUUGUAAAGAAAGGUUGACUAAAGUCAUCAAUAUAACAGCCGUCUUUCCAGAGAUAUGUCCUGUCGAAGUAAAUCAAUCUUUGGUUAACACAUUACUGUCUGAACAUUUUACUGAGCCUGUUUGUGUUCAAAAUUGGAACAAUGACCACUUCAGUGUAAUAGAAAUCAACCUUGAUUUAACUUCUAAUUUCAAUGCUGGUUAUAUAAGUGAAUACAAUGGCAGCUCUGAAAUUGUACAGAAUUUGAAUUCACAUUUAAAAUACCAAAUAUCUGAAGAAAAUCAAGCUCUCUUGAUGAUCACCUUAUCCUGUUUUCCAUACAUCAAUACCAGUGAAUACAAAGCAGUAUUUAAUGAAAGUAUCUACAUAGUGCACACUAUCAACCAAACAUCUGAUACUAUCAUUUACAUGAUGAAUAAUUAUACUGAAGAAGUUUAUCUCCAACUGUCUCAAGGGUCAAGUUAUCAGAGUGUCCAUAUUCCACCUGAUGGCAUUGAAUCAAUAAAUCUUGGAAACUCUUUUACUUUUAAUGUUCCAACAUAUCUUACCUUCAUGAUUAAUGCAACUAGAGAAAUUCUGACCACCAGUUUGACUUUGUUUCAUAAAGAAACUUUGUUUGGACUAGAUGUUCACUACACAGAUUUUGUACAAACUGCUGUACAAUAUGAUAUUAUAGCCACACUGUUAUAUGGAAGUUAUUUGAACAUGACUUACACAAUGUUAAAUCCUGUUGACAAUACAGCUAUAAUAAAAAGCUAUGGGCUAAAUGGUCUGACAAACAACAAAACAGAUCAAAUUUUUUUCAAGCCAAACCUAGAAUCUAAUUAUACAAUUCUAGUGCAAGCAGAAUCAAUAUGUCAAGAAAAUUUGACCAAAGUUCUCACAAUCCUAUCAGAAUUUCCAGUGAUAUGCAACAAAAAUCAAAAUGAAACAGCUAUUGGUGAAGACAAUAUAACAGAUUCAGUUUAUCCUUUUCAGCCAAUCUGUGUCAAAGACUGGAAAGAUGAUGACAUUUCUGUUAUAGAAAUUAACCUUGAUUUAACCUCAGAAGAUAUUGGUGGUUUUGUCAAUAUGAGCAAUGAUAACACUGGAGUACUGAAUGAGAUUAUUUCACACUUUGAACACAAAGAGUUUCUCAAAUUUGAAGACAACCAAGCCAUUUUGAUUCUAGUGUUAUCAUGUUUUCAAAACCCAUACAAUGAUUGGGGUUAUAACAAUGUCUUCAAUGAAAGUGUCUACAUAUUACAUAAUGUCAGCAAUACACAUGAUAAUAUCAUUUUGAUUAAGAACACAUAUCCUGUAGAUGUUCACCUUGAGUUGCACAAUGAAACGAAUUCUCAAUAUGUAUUCAUUUCACCUGGUGGUUAUGACUAUGUCAAUCUUGGAAACUCCUUGAAUUAUAAUGUGCCUACUCUUUUCAACUUUAAAGUAAAUACCAGCAAACAGUUUCUGACCAAAUCUAUGGGCUUGGUUUAUAAGGAAAGAUUGUUUGAUCUGAAUGUUGAGUACAGUGAUGUAGCUGUCAUAGGAAAAGGAAUAAAUAUUAUGGCUACAGUGUUUUCUGGGAGUGAUGUUAAGAUAAACUUUACUAUUUUAGCACCUGUUGAUUAUGCAGCUUUGAAAUAUGGAAUUCUAAGAAACAAUUCAACAAACAUGAAAAGAGAUGAGAUUUUCUUUUACCCAAGUAUGGAGACCAAUUACACAAUACUUGUUGGUGCCAGCACAUUUUGUAUGGAACAUUUAACCAAAGUCAUCGUAAUAUCAGCUGUUUUCCCAACUCUUUGUCCAAGAAAUCAGAGUAUAACAGCUCUUCUAGAUAAAAAUCCAGAUACUGAGCCAACUUGUUUCAUUGACUGGGAUGUCAGCCAAACUUCAGUGACAGAAAUCAACCUAGAUUUAACCUCUCCACAUUUGAAUGGAGGCUAUUUAAGUGCAAAUAAUGUCAGCUCUGAGAAUUUUCAGAAUUGGACAUCACAUUUAAAAUACAUAACUACCAAAGAUAAUCCAGCUGCCAUUGUGAUGAUUGUUUUAUCCUGUUUUCAAAAUAGCUAUGGUGGAUACAAAUCUAUAGUUAAUGAAAGUAUUUACUUGAUACAUAACACCAGCCUUUCUUUUGAUCAUAUUUUCUACAUUAAAAAUAUGUAUGUCUCAGAAGUUAUACUUGAACUAUCAAAUCAGACUGCACAUCAGAGACUACUACUUCCUCCAGAUGGUUUCAUUACUGUAAAUAUUGGGGAUUCUUUCCCUUAUGAUGAACCAACACAGUUAAGUUUUAAGGUGGAGACCAGUAGAGGAUAUUUAACCAAAAAUUUGAGUUUGAUUCAUAAAGAGAGUGUAUCUGAUCUGAAUGUGAACUACAGUGAUGUUGCUAUCAUUGGUAAAGAAUACAAUAUUACAGCCACUGUGUUUUCUGGGAGUGAUGUCAACAUUGAUUUUGUUAUUGUAUCACCCAUUUUUGAUACUGAAGCUUUGAUAAAUAUCAUUGAGACAACAAAUGCAACAAAUGAUAAAAUAAAGAGAAUGUUGUUCAGUCCAAUCUUUGAAACUGAUUACACUAUUCUUGUGAGUGCAAGUACACCUUGUGGAGAAAAUCUGACAAGUCUCAUCAUAAUAUCAGCUUUAUUCGCAGAAAUGUGUGUAAAAAAUGAAUCAGAUUCAAAUAAAGCUCUAACUCUUGCUGGCACUAGUAAUCAAUCUAUGCAUACAUGUGUUAAAGACUGGAGCACUGAUCAAACAUGGAUAACAAAGAUCAAUGUAGAUUUGACCUCUGAUACUAACGUUGGCUCUGUAUAUGUUGAGAAAGUGGACACAAACAUUGUACAGAAUUUGACAGCUAAUGCAACCUGUUUGAAUCCUGGAAUGUUUCCAGUGGUUGUUGUAUUUGUUCUUUCCUGUUCAGAAAGAUUUAAAUUAGAGAAUCCAAAUGCUCAAUUUCUGAGUGAAUUUAAUGAAACCAUCUAUAUGCUUUAUAACAUUAAUAACAUUUGUGAUAGAAUAUAUUAUUUUCAAAACAAAUACUUAGCAAGUGUCUGGCUGAAAUCCAAUGGUAGUACUGAAUAUGAAAUUAAGCCAAGGGCAAAAAGUGAUUUUCUACUAACAUUUCCAAACUCAGUUCCAGAUAAGUAUGAUUUUGCCAAUUUUACACUAAAUUUGACAACCAAAAAAGAAUCACAUUCUACAAGUUUAACCCUGAAAAAUGAAGCUUUGCUAAAUCUGCGUAUUAAUUAUACAUCACAUGUCUUGGUAAGGGAUGUUCAAAAUAUUACUGCUUCAGCAACGUCUGGAUGUGAUAUAAUAUUUACUUUUCAGCUUGUAUCAUCUGAAAACAAUGAUAGUUUGGCAGCAUAUUUAAGCCCAGUUGUAUCAUUGGGCAGUUUAAAAUCAGUGGUCAUGUUCAAAGCUUAUGAAGAAUUUAACUUUACUAUUCAAGUUAUUGCAACUUCUGCUUGUGGAGAAAACCUAACCAAAGAAAUUGUUAUUUUUGCUGUCUAUCCAGACCUCUGCCCUUCUAAUGGAACAACUGCAACAAGUGUCAAUAAUGCAAUGGCAAACUACAAGUCUUUGCCCUCAUGUGUUAUGGAUUUAAGUCAAACAAGCAACUCCAUCUCACAAAUAAGUUUGGAUUUAACAUCUGAAGAACUUACAAAAUACACCAUUAUCAGAAAUAAUAGUUUGGGCAUGUUUGAAAACGUAACUGCACCUCUAUCUUGCCAGAACUCUGUUUAUGGAGUGAACUUCUUGUAUUACAAGAUCCUGCUGUCAUGUCCACAACUAGGAUUUGAUGGGCUGGCUUUCAACGACACUAUUUACAUCUUACAAAAAAUAAAUAACUUAUGUGGAAAUAAAUUUCUUGUCACAAACAAUUAUUACAAUGAUACUCAAGUGAAAGUUUUUAAUGGAACAAUGCUUGGACCUCAAAAUAUUCUUUCAGAGGCAUUUUUAACAGAUUCAGUUAAAGAUACCUUAAUUUUAACCUUUAACCUAACCUACCAUAGGAAGAAUUACAGCAAAAGUGUAAUACUUAAGUUUCAUGAAGUUAUGACUGAUCUUCACUUGGAGUACCAACCUAAAGUAUUAGUGGGAAUUCCUUGUAACAUCACAGCCAAGGUUUCUACUGGAGUGAACAUUCAUUUUGAUUUUCAGGUUUUGUUGUAUGAUAAUAACACACAAUUGUCAAAUAAUUCAUUUCUGGUAAAACAAAGUGAAGAUAAAGUAGCCACAUUGAACUUAACAACAGACUUUGUAGGCACCUAUUUGGUUUCUGUGAAUACAACAUCCUAUUGCAAAGAAGUCUUAAAUCAAACAGUCAGUUUUGUGGCACAGCUCUGCUUCGACAGCACUUCAAUCUCUGAACUCAAUAUUUCAGAUGCUAUUAAUGCCACAUCAAGCUUACCUAACUGCAUAGUUACAUGGGAUUGUAGUCUAACAGAGUUCAAUAUAGAUCUUCAGUUGGAAGGAGCUAUAGGAUACAGAUAUAACAAGAGUUCUCAGAUAAAUUUAAUAAGCAACUACACAGCCCCUUCAACAUGCACUCAUAAUGAUGUUCCAGUUGUAUUCCGUAUUGUACUAACUUGUUUCUCUACAUCAGACAAUAACUUUGAUAGCAACAACGUAUCCUGGUUUAACACUAGUAUUUAUGUUAGAAGAAGUUCCAAUCAUUCUUGUGAAGAGGUGGCAAUAAUUUACAACAAUUAUACACUUGCUGUCAAUGUUAACUACACUAUUGAAAAUAUUCAAAAUACGCUUGUCGUUCUCCCUAAGAGUGACAAGCAAAUACACUUUAGUUCCUAUUCUACUGGUGUUAUCUAUCUGAGUUUCAAGAUGCCAUCUGCUAAAGUGCCUGUCAUAAAAAAUCUGCAACUUAUCCCUUUUGAUGCAUUAGAAAACCUUAGUGUGUCCUAUGUCAUUGAUGUUUUAGUAGGAACUCUGUGGAAUGUAACAGCAACAGUUGAAAGAGGAGAAGGUGUUAUCUUUACAAUUAAUGUAUCACAUGUCAUUAGGAACAUCGAAGGAUCAGGAAUCCAUAACUAUUCAGUUGUUAAUACAACUAAUAAGAGCGCUAGAAUAUUCUUUUCUCCUAAUGAAGAUGGCCAAUACAUCAUCAGAGUUAUAGCAACAUCUAAAUGUGGAGAGGUCUUGAUGAAAACAUUCUCCAUAUAUGCCUACUAUCCAAUCCCAAACAGUAAAUUAGAUGGGACAUUUGAAAUAUCAAAACACAGAAAAGAUCAUGGAGUAUUUUAUCCUAAAGAUAUAGUUGGAGUAGCCUUGAAAGUUGUUGAUCAGAAUAUGAAAGUUAAUACACCAACACUACCUAACUGCACUAUAGACUGGGGUGACAUGUUUAAAGUCUGGGAUGAUAAUGCUGAUUUAACCCUCAACCAAUCAACAGGCUACAUCUAUGUCAGAAAUCAUAGCUAUACACAUCUUGGAAAUUAUACAGUUUAUGUGGAGUGUCACAAUGUUUUGUCUAAAGUUUCAGACAAAAUCAACUUUACAAUACUUUCUCCAGUAGAACAAGCUGAUGUUAUUUUAGUUCAAAAUCUGGUGCCUUAUAAUGUUCAAACUUCUCAAGGAAUAGGGACUGUAAGGCUCAUUCAAGACUAUAUUAAUUCAGACUAUCCUGAUUUGAUCAUCACACUACACUUUGGAAAUAUCAACUCAGAAAGAAAUGUUACAUUUAUCAAAGGCACUUUUGAUUAUACCUAUAAUUAUUCCAACAAAGGAGAGUUUAACAUUACUGUUUCAAUAGCUGCCUUUGGUGUAAACAAAACAUUUAGCUUCCACAUUCGAGUUGGAUAUUUGUUGAGUUUUGAACAAGAAACAAAUAGAACGCUUGUUAGGGUUAAGGAGCCCUCCACAUUUAGGUUGGUCAGGUAUUCACCUAAUGGGACCAUGAAUGUAUAUUUCUGGAUGAAUGACGAGACACAAAAUAAAACCUUCAAUGACCGACAGACAACUCUAAACAUAACUGUCACUUAUGAAGAGGAAAGCUUGAGAAAAGCCAUUGCCUCUGUAGUCUUUGACAACAUAACUGAAAAUGCAACAUACUACUUUGAAUCAUUUUUCCCUUGCAUUUCAACAUUAGAUUUCUUUGAUGUUACAUAUGGAGAUAUGCUCAAACCUUUCAGGGCCUGGCUGACUACUUUACCUACAAUAAGUGGUAGAGCUGAGCGAACUGUCGAAUGCAGCUAUUCAGAUUGGUUUGUAAUGGAUUGGCAAGUUUGGAAACUGGCUGAAAAUUCCUCAAUCAUGAACUGGAGUGUUGUAGAUUUUAACAAGUCUAAUAUUAUUGUUCAGAAUUUUAACUUUAUUAAAUCAGUUGGCUUGUAUAAAAUCCAGCUUCGAAUAUCAGUGACUCGUAAAAAUGAGACAGAAUAUGACAUAAUGUAUAUGAAUGUUACAUACCCUCCUAUCGCUGUCAAGAUAAAAUAUGGUUCAUUCAAACAAGCCAAACUAGGAAGGAACAUUACACUGGAUGCAGUAUCUGAGACGAAAGAUCUUGCCGAAACACAAAAUGUAACAUCAUCAUCAUCAUCAUUAAUUCACUUUGCAUGGUCAUGUUACUUGCUAAACUCAAAAGAUGAAAUCCAUACAUUUACACAGACCUUCAGUGAAGACAUCAGCUUUGACAAACUAACCAAAUGCAAUAUUAAGUUCAAUUCAAAUAGUGGUGUUAUCACUGUUCCAACAAUGAAUUUCUUUUUGAAUGACCUGGCCUUAUUUUAUGUUGAGGUGACCAGUGGUGUGAAAAGUGGUAGAGCAGGUCAAGUUGUUGAAAUGUGUGAAAUAGUGCCUAUUGAUGUUAUGAUUGACUGUAUUUGGAACUGUGGGGAAAAGCUUGUAACUGAUGAAAGAACAGUACUUGAAGCUGUCAUACUGAAUGCAAAUUAUAGGGACAAAAAAACUGCACAGUAUGUGUGGUCUGUUUCUAAAUAUGGUGCCAAUGGUUUGGAAAAUGUUGACCUGAACAAAAUAAACCCAAAAAUGUCCACUAGUUUGUUUGAUGUUGAUGGUGGAUGGUGGGAAGAGGGUGUGACCUACUCAAUCACAGUUGAAGUAUCCAUGGAGAAUUACAACAAAUCUAAAGCUAUUAGAGUAGUCCUUACCAACUUCAAACCUUAUGGAGGAAAUUGUAGUGUUGAACCAUCUGAAGGAAAUGCAACUGAGACUCCAUUUUUAUUUAAAUUUCCUGGAUGGAAAGAUGAAGGUAUUAGAACAACACAAAACAGUUCAAUUGAUACCAAUUUUGGAUUACAAUAUCAGGUUUAUCAGAAGACAUCAGCAGGAACUCACCUAAUUUAUGCUGGAAAGGAAGUUUCUGCAUCAACCUUUUUAACUGAAUGUAAACAAGAAGAAACUGGGGACUGUCCAGUGAUCAUUUAUAUUUUUGAUAUGUUUAGAGCCAAGGUUAGCUGUAACUUGACUGUUAAGGUAUUUCAGGAUGCUGAAGGGCAGCUCCAUGUUAAUAGUGCUGCUUUUUUUACCACCAUUGACAAGAAGUUCAAUUCCAGUCUCAUGCUUGGAGACCCAAUGAAAAUCGCUCAAAGAGCAGCAACACUCUCCACCUUUGUAUCCAAUGUAGAAACGACAAGCACCACAAAUAAUUCAGAAACCACAACCACCACCACUACAACAACAACCACUGCUGCACCAUUAGAUUCAAGCAAGGAACAAAUUAUAACUAGGUCCAAUGAUUAUGUGGAAACUGUUGGUGAUUUGGUCAAAAAGAAUGAAGACAAAAGUACUGGUCAGAUUCAAAUUUUUGCAAACUCUAUGGCUAUUGUCACUGCAAGCACAGACAAAAUGUCCACAAAAUCUAUGGAAACAGCAUCUGGUGCUUUAAAGAGACUGACAAAUUCUUUAACUGAUAUACCACUUGAACUUUCUUCAUUGUCACCUUGUUUAGAUGGUCUGAAAACUAUAGUCAAUAAUAUAAUCAAAGUUCAGUAUUCAGAAUCUCAGAAACUACUAUCAAGUCUAGAUAAAAGUUAUGCUGGGUACACUGAGGCUGAAGCUCUUGAGCUGCUUGAAAUGGAUAAAAAAGCCUUGAAAGAACGAGAAAAGGAUAAGUUACUCCAGUUUGACAAUAUUGUACAAAAUGUGACCAAAGCUUGGGAUGAUUAUUUUAAAGUGGUGAAGAGAAUGGCCAAUGCUGAUGGCAUAUAUGACACUGAAAAGGACAAAUUUAAAAUGGCAAUGCAGAAGACAAAUUUAGAGGAAGCAUUGAAUCAGACCAACUUUGUUCCACCCCUUGGUUUUACCUUUAAAGGUAUAGAUGAGAAGUUCAGUGAGCAGGAUCUGCUGAACAAAGUUCACGUUGAGGCUGUGAAAACUGUUAAUAUCUACACUCAUGGCUUGAAUGCUAAGCACAUUAAUACUGACAUAGUUAUUGGAUCUGUUCAACAAGAUGAUGGCAAUAAAAUUAGUUUGACAAAUCCCACAAUAUUUCAUGAUUCUUAUGGAAACAAAAGUGAGAUUGAAAAUCUUGUGUUAGUUACACCAAAGUUUAUUGAAGAUGAUGCAUCUCAAAUGUUUUAUCACAAGUUUGAAUAUAAAGAAACUUUUCUACACUUCUGUCUGAAAAUACGCUUAACAAAUCCAUUGUUAACAUACACAUUAUAUUUACGGAUGGACUUAGAACCAACUGACUUAGCAUUUGACCAUAGACAAACUUUAACUAGGGAGGACUUUGAAGAAGACAAUGGAAUUUGUUUUGAACCAGGAUUAUUUACAAAGACUGGAACAAUAUAUAUUGGACUAAGACCCUAUUUAGAUACAAACCAAACUUCUUAUACAGAUACUCUUACUGGAAGGCAAAAGCGUGAUGUGAUUCAAGUUUUUAACACCAGUUUAGAAGCUCCUUAUCUGUUUGCAAUUGUGUCAGGUGCUUGUUUUUCUUGGGAUAAAACUAUUCAAGACUGGGUCAAUAAUAAAUGCAAGCUAACAGGCUUGAGUAGCAAAGUUGCAUGUACAUGUGAAAGCGGAACAGAAGUAGUCAAUGGAAUGUCUUUCAAUUUAUUCCCAAACACAAUACACUUUGCUACAGUCUUCAGUAAAUUUGACAUCAAAGGUCAAGGUCUAGUUCUUGGUAUACUGAUUAGUCUCUAUCUACUAUUUACUUGUAUUGCAUUAUGGGCACACUAUAUGGAUAGAAAGGCAAUGUUUCAGUGGGGAGUGUUUCCACUCUCAGACAACUAUGCCUAUGAUGACUACUUUUACUUGAUCACUGUCCACACUGGACUUAGGAAAUCAGCUGGAACUACUUCCAAUGUCAGCUUCACACUAUCAGGGGAGCUAACUGAUACUGGAAUUAGGAGAUUAUCUGAUGGAGUAAAGAAAGGAUUCCCUACUGGAAGUGUAUAUCACUUUGUAAUGGCUUGUCCUACUUCACUUGGGGAAUUGCAAUGUUUAAAAAUCUGGCAUGACAGCCAUGGGCAUGGAAGUAACUCUACCUGGUACUUGAACAGGAUAGAUGUAGUAGAUCUACACACUGGAAAAGUAUUCUAUUUCAUCUGUGAUGAAUGGCUAGCUGCUGAAUAUGGAAUUGAAAAGAUGAUUGAGGCUUCAGAUAUUGAAGACUUAGAUAAACUAAAAAACUUAUUUUUCACAAAUACAAAAGAACACAUCACUGAUGAUCACAUGUGGAUAUCUCUGUUCAUUAGGCCACAGAAGAGCAACUUUAGUCGUGUUGAAAGAGCUUUGUGCUGUUUGGCAUUUCUGCUAUUGUCCAUGAUUACCAGUGCUAUGUUUUACAAAGACAUUCCUGGCAUUGACAGAAAACAAACAAAAGCAGAUUUAGAAUUGGGGAUUAUUCGACUCAGUUAUGAACAGCUGUACCAUUCCCUAGUCUCAGCUGUUAUUACUGCACUGCCAAUGAUUUUUGUUAUGAUGAUAUUCAGAAAAGCUCAGAGGAGUACAAGGUCGGCUGCCUGCUGUAAUAACAAGAUAGAAAAUCAGUAUUCAGAUAAUCAAGACAGUGAAGCAUCAAACACUAACAAGAAGUCUAGGGGAUUACCUUGGAUGUCAAAACUGGAGAAACAGUUACAAGCUUUGGAAAAAGUUUUAUUAAUUAAUCCAUCUAGUAAUGCCCAAGGAGCUUGGCCACAUUUUCUUCGCUACAUUGCUUGGAUAGUUUUGUUUUUAGCUAUCAUUACCAGCAGUUUCUUUAUAAUUCUCUAUAGUAUGGAAUGGGGUCGAGAUGUCACGGAGACCUGGAUUUCAACUUUUUUCUUAACUUUCUUACAGUCUUUAUUUGUUGUUGAUCCUAUAAAGGUAAUUGCUAUUUCUGUGUUUGUCUCAAUCCUACUGCGUAAGAGCAAAACAAAACAAGUUGAUACAUUGGAUCUUCAAUUUAUUAGGCAAGUCAACAAACAAUAUGGUGUGAAAGAAAAGUUUUCUCAGCUGGACAUGUCUUAUGCACCUCCACUUACUAAAACUGAGCUGAAAGCUGCUACACUGAAACGCAAGAUUCAUAUCAUGUUAAAUACAUUGUUGAAGGAGUUCAUCAUUCACUUUAUGUAUCUGCUUAUUGUGGCCAGUCUCUGUCAUGCAAACCGCAGCUCUCAAGAUUAUCAAAUGCAAAAUGUUAUUAGUCAGCAGCUUGUCAAUAGCUUUGAAACUGGCUUUAUGGAGGUGAAUACAACUGCAGAAUUGUUUGAUUGGAUCCCAAAUAACCUUAUUCCAUGGCUUUUCCCAGAAAAGGAUAUGUCAGAUUCUUAUUUAUCUGAUAGUACCUUUUAUACAAGUGAAAAAGAUUUAUAUCGAUUUGGUACUCCAAGAAUAAGACAGUUACGAAUGAAAAAAGAUAACUGUACAAUCCAAAGAGUCAAAGUCAAGGACUGUAUUUCAGGCUAUAGCUACAAUAGUGAAGAAAUUGAUGAUUUUUGUCCUGGCUGGACAAAAGCUUGUUCUUCUGUUGCAAACACAGAUUAUACUAAUGCUUGGAUUUAUCAGUCAUCUCAAGAUAUUUGGGGUCUACCAAUAGCUGGAGAGUAUGGACUGUACGGUGGUGGAGGAUACAUAGCUCAAAUGCGCUUUAAAGAUACAGCUCUACAGAUGCUAAAAGAUUUAAAAGACAAGAACUGGCUAGACAGACAGACUAGAGCUGUGUUUAUUGAGUUCACACUUUAUUGCCCUAAUACAAACCACUUUGCUUUUGUGAUUCUUUUGGCUGAGUUUAUGGAAACUGGAGGCAUUUUGACAUUUUUUAGUAUUUACCCCUUCACAGUCCAUUAUCCAGCAGGAAUAUUAGGGACUUACCUCCAACUUUGUCAACUUGUUGGUACUAUCUUCACACUCAUUGGACUACUCUACGUGUUUUUCAUAUUUAACAAGAGAAAAUGGUUGGCAUUAAAAGAUUUUUGGUUCAUGUUGGAUGCAAUAGCAGUAGUGACUGGAAUAUCAACAGCUGCCAUGAUGUUCCUACGUCUAAAGUUCACUAACUCAGUUUUGAGAAAGAUAAAGGAUGACAGAGCCCAGUUUGUCAACAUGUACCAUGUUGUUGUCUGGGAUUCAGCCUACACUUUAUGUCUAGCCAUUUUGAUUGCAAUUGGAUGCUUCAGAUUGCUGAAGUUAGCCAGUUAUUCUGAGAAAACUAUGAAGGUAUAUUUAGUUUUAUCAAAGGCUUUUGCUAUUUUACCAAACUUUGCUAUGUAUAUUUUCCUGGUGCUUCUGAGUUUUAUAUUCUUUGGUUGGAUUACUUUUGGUACAACAAGUACCUACUUCAAGAAUUUCCUAUCCACAAGUGAAACAUUGUUCACUGGCAUCUUGGGACGCUCAAGUUUUAAAGAUACCAACUCUCCAAUAUCAGAUCAAUGGAUUAAUAUUCUGUUCUUCUGCAUGUUUGUUGGAGUUGUGGUGAUAUUUCUCAUCAACUUCUUUCUGGCUGUACUCAUGGAUUUGUUGAGAAAAUAUGACCAAAAAGUAUUUGAAGGAGAAAACACAAAAGUUUUUAUUGUUCUCUGGGAUAUGUUUAUGAGAAUGUUGGGAAGUAAAAGAAAUCCAUUGGACAGACUGAAGGCUACUAGUACAGAUGAUGAUUAUAGUGACUCAGAAGGGGAUGAAGAAGUUAUUAAUCCUACUGAUAAAACAAUGUUACACCUUGAACAAAGAUUUUUGAAGUUGUGUCAAAGUGAUGACAAAGAGAUGAUGCGAGUGAUGUUUGGAAAUAAAAAUGAAAGAUCUAAAGUUUAUCAAAUUGCAGAUUAGUUGAUCAUUCUACAUUGAUUUUAGACUGAUUUCAAAACUAGGAACAAAUUAUUCUUCUUUUAUUAUUAUAAACUGAAUUUUAUGCAGUAGAAAAUGCAAUGAACUAUUUAAGAUUUAAAUAUUAUCUACCAGAUUAUAUAAUUGAAUACUACAGUAGUUACACUAGUAUCAAAAGAUAUCAUUUUCUUUAGUUCCUAUUUAAAGUAAUUGAAGAAACUAGCUGUGAUGGUAAACAGAGCUUAUGCAAAUCAGAUUGGUGGCUGAGGGGCAUGAACCACUAUGGGGGCUACAGAUCAAAUCCCUAGGGAGAUUAGGCAUUUAAUUGAACUUCUAUUUGCUGAGUGUCUAAAAGCAGCUAGGAAACCUCCUAGAUACCCCCCACAAAAGAGCUUGGACCAGAGCGCUAAUGGAGCCUGGAGACAAAGUAUACAAAUAAAAUAAUAAAAUUGAAACAAAUAUUUGUGGAUUGGUCAAAACAAGAAAACGUUUGAUUGCAAUGAAGCACACUGCUUUCAAGUCCAAGCAGGCAAAGUCAGGGUCUAUUGUUUCUGUCUGAUAAUAGUUCAUCAAAAUCAACUAUUUCAAAUGAUAUGUAAAUGUUUUUAGAAUUAUUGCAUUUCCUUAUUAAUCUCUAUUAUGUUGAUGUAUAUGCUCAAUUUGGACUAUUGUAUUAUAUUACAAUGAUUAGAAUUUGUAUAAUAUAUUUUAGAAAUAUAAUAUAUCUGUGCUAUUCUUUAUUAUAUAAUUUCAACAUUUUCACCAUUCUAGCACUUUUUUUGUUACUCUGACAAUACAUUUUGAUCAGGAAAACAAAAUUUAUAAAAAAAAAACUAUAAAAAUAAAAAGGAUUAGUAUGUCUUUGAAAAUACUAGUUCAAAAAUGGAACAUCAAUCUUAAAUUAUAUUUUAAAUAAUUUAAACUUUAAUUUGGUGUAUUAAAUAAAAAUAAAAUACUUCCUAAUGUGAAAAAGAACAAACAGUUUGCUUUACCUUUAAAUGUCUUCAAUAUGUUAGUUAACUUAUUGAUCUUUUGAUAUUAUUCCCAAUCCCACACUUUAGAGACUAAAGUUAGUGUAGUUCAGUCAUUAUAGUGUUGUUUUAAUGCCAAACCUAUGUUAGUUCCAUUGACAAUAGUCUUCUAGCUGUUAACAUUAGAAAACUUGACAACAAUAAAAUGAAUGUAUCCAAAUGAGCUAAAAGUUUAUUAUCUCAUAUCAAAGUAGCAACGUUUUCAUUAGACAU